Molecule: messenger RNA, 9157 nt
Organism: Rhipicephalus microplus (southern cattle tick)
Lineage: Eukaryota; Metazoa; Arthropoda; Arachnida; Ixodida; Ixodidae
Molecular function (GO): DNA binding; protein binding
Source: RefSeq, a predicted model, not a curated record
GCACAACAGUAUUAACGCGGAGAAGCGCCGGAAGCGCCUGCUUCCCCCUGUCGUCAGAUCAGCGCAGCACUACAUUGAACCGCUGCACGUCGUUGCAGUCGCUAGCGGCAGCAGCCAUCGCUGUGUUCUUAGCCCGAUAAAAGGCGAGUGCUGCGGAGUUCGCCGAGCAUUGGGGACUAGACAAGGUGAGAUUAGGCCGACCGCCCUGAAUGAUGGCACGGCUGCUCAAGCGGCGGUCUCGGCCAUCAGGGGCUGAUGCAGAUGGCCAGGCUGGUGAUACUAAGGACGGUGAAAAGCAACCGGAUUUCAACGCGGGAUACCUGAAGCCAUUUGAUUAUGGCUUCCUGAGGGAAGUAGUUAUGAGGGCUUCUAACCUUGGUAUGCCGAACAGUGGCCGUAUACUGGCAGACGUCUACUACCACACAAGCAGUGGGCAGAAACUGCGAUCAAGGCCUGAAGUUGCAGCAUUCUUGGCAGCCAAUCCUGAAGUACCUCUCACAGUCGACCACUUCACGUUUGUUCGCACGCCCAUCUACAGGCCGCCGCUAGAGCUUGUGCGGAAGGCGGCUCCUCGUGGCAAUGCAAUGCCAGUCCCUGAAACUGCAGUCGCAUUGGCUGAAGAGAGCAAGAGGACUGCCAGCGUACCAUGUGAGCUUGGACAACACCAUGCAAGUGUAGACAACACGACUGGACGUAGAGUGGCACGCAAGCGUCUUUGCUGCUGUGAGGAGCAGUGUAGCGGCUCCAAGCAGCUACGCUCAUCAGAGAAUACGCAGUUGCAACCUUCAUUCUGGCAAGACCAUGCCCUGCCAGCUGGUGAAACAAGGUUGGCCAACAAACAUUUUCUGAAACGCCACGGGCUGCAGAAAGCGGCGACCGAGCUGCUUGGGGAACAAUUGAGACACGCUGCCAAAGUGGACAAUGUGCAAGCAACUUCCCCAAAAAAGCUCAGUGGAAGUCUGGUGGCAGCCUCCAAUAACAAGUCUCGCCCAAGAAAAGUUACAGACACACAGCCUAGCAAUCUAAAGUCGGCUUCUCCUCCCCGAAAGCAGGUUUGUUCACCUCAAUCUUCCCCAUCUGAUGACGACAAAGUUAUGAAGACAGGGCCUUCAUCACCAAGCAAGGACAGUGUUGUUAUCAAGGACGGCGCAGCAAAUGACUCAGUAGAGAUAUUGGAAGAGAUUGUGGCACCAAGCAGCAUGUCCUCUCAGGGAAAGCCAUUGAGACAGUUCCGGAUAUCGAAACAUUUGCAGGCAACCUCCCCUAUAUCAGAGCCUUCUGCAGUCACACUUGUAAGCUCAAGUUCAAAGCGCCCAGUGGUGGUGGUGAGGGAUUUUCUCAAAGGUGGCGAACUGUCUGACCUUUCGCUGGGAGAAGACAAAAGAACGCCACCUAAAGAGGCAACUCUCGUCACACCUCAUGUGCGCAGCGACUACUGGCGGAACACGGCUGCCUGGGACAUCUACAAGGUUCUGAAAGCGAGACAGAAUGGCUCGACGCCAGGGAACCGAGACAAGUCGCCGGUGGCAGUGGAAGUGCGCUUGACUGACAUUUCGACGGACCGAGCUGUAUUGGAUGAGGAUGUGGCCCAAGCCAGCCAGGCUCCCCCUGUUCAGUGCCUUCCAAGUGUUGUACAGAGCAAACAACCAGCAUUCAUCGAAGCAAGCUCUAUGCAAAGGGAACAGACGGUCGAGCCGUGCAAUCUCAGGUGCCCCAAAGCCAUAGACGAGACACCGCAGUUGCUGUGCACACGUUGUCUUUGCCUGUUUCAUCCAGUGUGCGUUGGAAUGACAAAUAGCCAUCCAGCUGCUGCCAAGGGGCGUUUUAUCUGCAAGGCUUGCACUAAGAAGCCUUACAAGGCUUCAGGAAUGUCAGGGAGCACGGAACAGGCUUCUAUAUCGGAAAACACCACUGCAAGUUCCAAGAACACAAGUUAUAAGCCUGAAGUUACGUUGUUGCGCAUUUCAAAAGAAAAUACGGCAAAAACAAUGCCUUCCAAGGCUAUUGCUUCUUCAACAGCAGCACCAGUGAACACACAGUGUCUUAGUUUUUCAACCACAUCAACAGUGACUUCCACAGUGCCUUCCUCCUUGUCAGACUCGCCCGUGGGGGUCAAAAGUACACUUGCAUUGAGCUCGAGCAGCAGCAUCUCUGUGCCUGUAUUUCACGUAGUGUCUAGUGGCCCAAGACCUUCCACUAGUGGCACACCCUUAAGACAUGUGGCUCAACGUCCUCGCCUGCCAUUCCUGCUACCUGCUCCUGUACCACCAAUGACUAGCGGCAACGUAAAAGAGAUGCCUGCCCUAAAAGUUCAAUCCAAGGGUCCCCAGAACCUUACAGUGGUUCCAAGUGUCUACUACACAAUCCAGGUGACUCAGAAGCCUGGCAGCAUAAAUGGCGAGGAGCUGAAAUCUCUGGUCAAUCAACUGGUUCAGAAGCAUCCGGAAGAGCUGAACAAAAUGGGCAGUGGGGAAACGAUUGUCCUUCAGACACCUUCACUCUCAUUGCAGGCAGCAAAGACUGUGCAACCAGCUGGCUCCCCUAUAAUCGUCAGGGAGCAUCCAAUGGCAAGAUUGCCUGUCAUGGCCAAUGUUCAAGCAGCAAAUCUCUCAGUCACUUCCACACAUCCUUUGAUUGCAACAGAGGCAGUUACUGCGGGGCCACUUCCCUCAAAUUUUGUAGAAGCUGUCCUUGGCGAUGGUGGCCAAACACUUCCAGCACGGCACAUUGUGGCAGGGAAAAGCUUGCUUCGCGCUCCACGAAAUAUCGGGAACGUAACGGUCAUGUCAACUGUGGCCCUGCAGAAGCAAGCAAUACCACUGCAGGACACCACAUGUGCUGCCACAACAAUGGUGCCAUCUUCUCAACACCAAUGCCUCGUCGGAGUUGGUGUGCCAACAAUAGGGCCACAGAAGCCUGUGUGCAACAUUUCUAGUGUUCCAGCUGUGAGUGUUGCAAGUGCACAGUGUCCAGUAACUUCAGGCACACCUCAAACCAGUUGUGGAAAAGAGAUUGUCCCAAAAUUGGAAGUUGCAGCACAGCAAUCGGCCCUUGAGGAAGAGAGUUUCUCUAUGCCUGUUGGUACUGAGAGCAGCAAACUAGGUGCAGUGUUUUUGGGUCCACCAGACUGUGAAGUGAGUGCAUUUGAUGCAUCUCAAGUCAUCACUGAAGGUGAGACUAUUUAUGGACUUGACACACUGCCUGUAGACCCACAACCAUCGUGCAUCAUCACUUCCUCAUAUUCUUUGGCUGGUGAGCACAGCGAGGCAAGCUUGUGGCAAUCAUGUGAUGUAUCUGAAGCGGAUGGAGCUGUGGGAAAUACGCAGCACCAUCUUCCCAAUGCUGUUGAUGAAACUGUUACAGUUGAGAAGCCAGCAGCCAACACCGAACAGGUACAACUAAAGGAAGUGCCAAAAAUUCCUGUGCCUUGUUCUCUGAAGUCUGUUAAACCUUUGCGCUCGAAAAGCAAGCGGCAUCACCGUGUUCUUUCAAGCACUGACUCGAGUGGAGCGUCUGUCUGGGUUUAUAGCGAUGGCCAGCUGACCUGCGUGCGCGACAAGCCAAAGGCCACUGUCCGUGCAUUGCAGCUGGAAAAUGCAGUUCCAAACUGUUCAAGAGACAUGCAGAGUUUGACCGAUUGUUUCACCGCCUUGAAUCACAUCCUGCAGUGGCUUCCAGCACCAUCUCUCUGCAAAGUUGCCCAGGUCUGUCGUGCAUGGAGGAUGUUCACUCAGAUGCCACAUUUGUGGAAGAGGGUCGACUUCAGACGUCUCCGUGUUCAUGACUGGAAUGCGUGUGUGGCCAAGUUGAAACGCAUGCAGAGUGAAGAGCUUGUGUUGGACAGGGACAGCCUGGAUCCUGUGUUGUCUAAGGCCAAGCACUUGGAAGCAGUGCAGCAUGUGGAGGUGGAGGUGAAUUCCUUACAGCUUGUGGGCCUGGGAGAGGCCUUCCUUCACCUCCGUAGCCUGUCUGCUGUGAUCACUCGCAAAGGCCCCAUUGCCAAGGGUGGAGCGGGCGAGCGUUCCACACAGCGCCAUCCAGCAUCCCUGGGUGGCCUUUCUGAGCUCCUGUGUGCGACUGGCCUUGAGCGACUGGAACUAAGUGGUGCCCAUGGCUUGGCUCUCCUGCCCCUAACCAUGCCAACACACAGUCUGGCCCAAAGGUGCCAGCAUUUGCGAGCACUGUCUUUGCUGACCGUGAAGAGCAUGAGCCCAGCUAUGGUGUUCCUCGUCAGCCUCCUGCGUGGCCUGGAAGAGCUGCACUUGGGUGACUGUGUCAACUGGAGCGAAAUAUCAUUUGUCAACAUUGGGAAAUUGAAGCAGCUUCGAUGGCUGACGCUUGAGCGAGGUGAGGACAAUGACGGUUUUCGGACCAUGCUACUAAGGCUGGAAAAACUGCAAAGACUGGAUCUCAAGCAAUGGACACUUCGUAACAGUCUCGCAGACACGCUGUGCAAAAUGAACGAGUUGCGUCGACUGUUGUUCUGGCCUCUGACCACUGGUUCGACAAUGAUGCAGACGUUAAGGACAAACCGGAACAUCCUACGUUCCUGUUUAGCUGUUGGAUCCAAGCUGGAGAAAGUAACGUGGAUUGUGAACUGCAAGCUCAUCGGGGCUCCGUUCAAUGUGCAGCCGGUUGCGUUGGAUGUGAACUUGGCAUUUGAGUAUGGAACUCUGUGCCAGUGCCCAACAGCCAUUGCUACAUCUUACUAUGCGCGUGUUCUGCCACCAGUUGCCAGUGACAACGCAAAAGGUCCACAAGCUCGAAAGAGCAUACCGAAGAGCACCGAAGCUGAACCCUGUUCUUCUAGCGAGGCCUCUCCUGCCCAUCGUGCACAUUGUCGCAGUUUAGCAGAGGCUAACUUUUCAACUUCAUCAAAGCACUCACAGGAGCUGCCACCCUGUUGUGCUCUUGCAAAGACACUACUCGAGGUGUGGAAGCCAAACAUGCAUCGCUCCUGGCAGAUGACACUCAGACAGUUGUGCCAGGGAUUGAAACACUGUCUUGGUCCUAAGAGUGCUGUUUGCAUUUGCAUUCAUGUCGAGCAGUAAACCAUGCACUAGUGGAACUUUCUGUUGGGUUAUUUGGUAAAUGUCUCGUUUAAGUAGUCAACUUCAUGCCAAAAUCACAACCACACUCAAGAAGAAAACACAUAGACAGAAGGGGCGCUCACUUAAAGCUGUUUGAUUCUUGAGGAAACAGGCCAUCAUAAACUCACUUCUCAUCAACACAUGUGCAACAUGAUCGGGCCCGUCGCUUACCCAAUCACACUAUUGGACGUAUGCUCCCGAUUCAUACAGGUUUAGUGAUGUUUCGCUAACUGAAUUAACACCCCGUUCCUUUAUUUGAUAGGCCUCCACAAUUUCCCGUGCUAUCUUGCUUUUAUUUUUUCCUGGAUCCUAAUGUGCUUGAAGCAUGGUGUGCAUCCACAUGAAUUUACAUGCAUGCUUUGUUGCGCACAGUCUUUGUUCUUUAUGAUGAGAGCGUGUUCCCUCGCUCGAUUAUUGAUGCAGUGCCUCGUGUGGCAAACAUAGCUUUUUCCGCAUGAUGGGGGUAUUGUGUACAUCACUCCAGUGGCAAAUUUCGUGAACAUUUCGUCUUUCUUAUUGUGUGGAUAUGAUUUUGGUGCGAAGUUGGCUAUUUGAUUCAGACAUGCACUGGUAUUGUGCUGCUUGGUACACUACUGGAAGCUGUUCCAUCUGUUGUUAUUGGUGCAUCAAAAGACGAGAUGCCACUCUUGUGAGUAAUCUGUAUGGAAAAUAUCCCUGGGGACUGUUGGCUAUGAUCGGUCAUUCUUGAGGCCCGUGCGCUUCAUCCCAUGCAUUUGGACUACCGUAUUUACUCGCAUAAUCCUCGCACUUUCUUUUGCCGGAAAACCGAUGAAAAGUUGGGGGGUGCGAGAAUUACGCCGGGAAAACUUUCUACGAAAACGUACAGAGCGAAAAAGAAACCGAAGUGUCCGCAAAUCUGGAUUCUCACACCAACAACUAACAGCAAGCUUUAAGAAGUACUAAUUAAAACUUACCUCAACAAUAAAAGCAGAGGUUCAACACAAGACAAGAUUAAUUUGAGACACAAAAACUGGAAGCAAAUAGUCGAGAAUUAGAAUACCAUACGCAAAGCUUGCGGACGUUGCGGGUGUAGCGGUAGCGUUCGUCGCUCAACAGGAGCCCUCAAAAGGUAAGUGUGGGAUGUCAGUAUUGGGCUAAUGGCUAUUUAACAGAAUUUUCCGCAGUUUCCUUUUUAACAAAUAAAGUUUAUCAUCAAUCCCAAGGGCCUACCGGCGGCCCUGUUGCCAUUCUUUAGUGCAUUAUCUAUCACUUGCAACUUGAAAGCAGCCGUACAGCUUCAGUAUUGCCUCAUAACUUGACAAGCUUACCGACGCAACAUACAAAACACGCCGCAAUGUGCACUGGCCACGUCGGCUUCGCUUGAGUUGGAUUGAAUAUCUGUGCAAUAGUACGCUUGAUCCUUAAGAGAUGGCGCCAGAUGAUGUGCGCUAUCAAUAUCAGUGGCUGGAAAGAGCAGGCGACAUUACUGCAGCAGUUUUCGGGGGUGCGAUAAUUACUCGAGGACAAAAAGAAAUUGUAUUUUUGUUGGGCGAUGUGGGGGGUGCGAGAAUUGUGCGAGUGCGAGGAUUACGCGAGUAAAUACGGUAUUUAAUAGCGCAUUGACUGUUUCACCACAAAGUUUCUGUUCUGCUUGAUAACGCAGUACAGUUACAACCUAGUGUGCAAGACAGGCACUUCAAUUUUUUUUCUUUCCUCUCAAUGAAAAGUCAUUUUCAGCAACUUCACCAUGCCUAUACAUAUUGCAGCUCAUAAGACAUGCAACAAAACUAUGGUAUAGGUUGUACACAUAGCCAACAAAAUGAAGUUUUGCGUGUUAUUCAGGAACCUGCAUUAGUACAACAAAGCCAUUGUCAUAGGACAUGCGUAAGUCUCUCCAGGAAAGUCUACAUAACCCAAACAUAGUCAUCAUAGAUGCACAUGUGAAAUGAGCAGUACAAAGGAGCUUGUCUUCUGUUGGCUUUUUUUUUAGUGCUAAUUCACAUCACCCUUAUGAGUUUACCCUUCCUCUGUUCAUAAAAGUAUGAGGAAUCAAAAUUACCUGCUGGUUUUGUAAGUGUUCUUUUGAAAAGGCGUUACUGAACUGCUUCACAAAUUUUAUGUAGAAACAUUGCAGGAACAGUUGUAUGUAUUAUUACUUUGACAAAAGAUACAUUAUUUUGCUUUGUUUCUUGUUUUAUUUAUCUCAUCAGUGCAUUAAGAAAUCUUUGAUAGUUCAUAUGAAGGAAGGAACAGAGCUUGCACUAGCUCACAGCUUUCUUUCUAAACCCUUUCAAAGAGGGCACCCAAACAGUCUGUCUGAUUACAUGGACUUCAAGCGGCGGUAAACUAUUGCCAUGUAUGUGGUAUUUUCGUGUAUGUGGCGUAUGUGGUAAAAAGCAAGCCCCAUAAUAAAUGCGGCUUUCAAGUGCUCACACUGUUUGGGUUGUCUUCAUAAUAGAAUGACUAAAAGCAUGCGCCCUCUUUGGGUAAAUAGCCUUGAAUAUCAGUAGUGCAGAAGAUAUGAUGAAAAAAGUCUACCCGUAUCACACUGACCAACUAGGCUGUUCCAAAGCAUCUCUCUAAUAGACCCUAUUGCGAAUUUUCGCUUACACACUGGACACUCUAGAGCACCCCCUGAGGACGGAAUCGCUCAAAAUCGAUUCAAUAUUCAACCACUUAGAAGCAAUUGGGCCACCAUCUUACGACCAUGCAUGCAGGAGGCUAACUGUCACAUUCACUUCCUCGGCUAGCAUCCACAACUGGAAUACUGUAUUAUCUAAAGUGCUGAUGGCAUCACGCUCAUGUGACUAGGCCCACUUUCUGUUUUGCUUUCUGGUGUGAUGGCAUUGUGUAGUAUGCAUUGUAUACUCAAGUCCUGUGCCAUGAUCAGAGGCACGUUUAUGUAACUUUCACUAUCCCUUAAAGCAUUGCUUUCUUAUGUCGUUGUUCUGAGGGAAAAGAGAAAACCAGGCUUUUAUAAGACUAUUCUAAUCUGCUGCUACUUUUUUUAUGUAGCAUAUAUUAUGGUUCGUACGAAAUCAGCACUCCAUCACUAUUUUAGCUGUACUCAAAGUGUAGGAGCUGAUUCUGACAUGUAUCAGGUCCUUUAUUUUUUGAAGUAAUACUUCACAAUAUAAAACAGCUAGUGCUAUGUUUAUUUAACUUGAACACAACUUGCAUACUACAAAUAGUUUUUUUUUCUCAAAUUCGGAGGCAAACCUUCUUUCUUAUUUACUUUGUGGAUGACAACUCAUUAGUUUUUAUUCGCUUCAUUUUUAAUGUACUUAGCACUUGCUAAGCUCACCUGUUUGCUCUCUUUUCAAGUAUGGCCGCUUCAAAGUAUGCAGUGCGUGGAUCGCUUAGUCUGAGCAUAUCCGAAAAGAUCCUAGGGCUUGUAGCUCUUACUUGCAUUCUGUAUAGAUUGCCUAAUAAAGUUAGAGCUUAUUAUUUGCAAUGGUCUGUAUGUACAGUCUGUUUCACAAUUAGGGUAAAUCUUGGAUCGCUUGAUAGGUGGUGCGGCCAGCGCUGUAUCCACGUGCCGCCAUAUAAAUUGAUAUGAUUCAACACUAUGGCCCUUCAAGUGUCUCUGCAUGUGCGAGCUGCUGGCUAUACACAUUUGCUGCGCUGGCCGCACCGCGAUUUUUGCGAUCCGAGAUUUCCGCUAAGUGUGAAACAGACUGUACCUAUAUACUAUAUGUGUUUUCAAUGUGUCUGUAUAUGAACAAUGUUAUUAUGAGCUAUAUAGGUUACCCAGCUUUAUGUUAACACAUUCCUGAUGUGUUGUUCGCCGCUCAUCUUAUAAAUAUUGAGGAUAUUUAUUGAGAUGUGUUCAUGCCACAUGUAAAAACCUCUACUUAGCCGCCUCAAUUUGUUGCACUUUGUACUAAGAACUGUAGGUAUGCUUCUUCAUGAGCGUGUGUCAGCCUACCAGUCAUGCCUAAUGACAUGGUACAAUUAAUAUAAAGAUGAAGAAUACAUUUAUAUAUGCAUUUCAAAUGACAUUUUGUUUUUUCUCUUUUCGUUGCUAUGCCAUUGUGUGCAAAUGCGCAUACGUUUUUUGUGGUCUUGUAUGUGUACUUCAUAAUACAAUGUGCUUGGCAAAUGCC